CAUUAUCAAUAAGUUUCAGUUAACGGUCUCCGUAUAGGACUUUAUAGUUUAUUGUUGUAACCAUGAUUUGUUUUAAAUUAAUUCGUUUUACUAAUGUGAUUAAAAAUACAAAUACUUUUAGACUUCACAGAUGCAUUACGUUACGUUAUCCAUCAAGAAUUAACCCUAGUACAUCGGCUUCAUUGGUCAGUAGCAGUAUCACCCGAUAUUAUAGUAGCUUACCAUCCACUCAAGGCGAGAAACAACCAAAAAAUGAAACUAGUGGUAAAAUGCAAAUAACAUUUACUUGCAAGGUGUGCAAUACUAGAAAUAGUCGAAGGUUUUCUAAAGUUUCAUAUGAAAAAGGUAUUGUGAUAGUAGAAUGCGAUGGAUGCAAGAACAACCAUUUGAUUGCUGAUAACUUGGGAUGGUUUCCAGACACAGGAUGCAAAAACAUUGAAGAAAUAUUGGCUGCUAAAGGUGAAAAGGUUAAACGGAUAGAUGGGUGCUGGGAAAUAGCAUCAAAAAUCCCAUUGAAAUAAAAUAUAUAUCAACAUGUUUAAUGAAUUUUAUAUUCAAAUGUAAAAUACCUUAUGUAAAAUCUUA
Sipha flava (yellow sugarcane aphid) is the source of this 585-nucleotide messenger RNA. RefSeq names its product DNL-type zinc finger protein-like. Gene Ontology annotation, molecular function: zinc ion binding; protein-folding chaperone binding. Bases 63 to 521 code for a protein of 152 amino acids. Gene Ontology annotation, biological process: protein import into mitochondrial matrix; protein stabilization; protein folding. Gene Ontology annotation, cellular component: mitochondrion. The record is from RefSeq and is a predicted model, not a curated record. NCBI's taxonomy places the organism in Eukaryota, Metazoa, Arthropoda, Insecta, Hemiptera, Aphididae. The transcript has a single exon.